CUGCCUCUCCCUGCAGGCAUACGGCCUCCCGUGGUGAAUGGCCCGAUGCCAGCACGGCCGCUGGUCGCGCUGCUGGACGGACGGGACUGCACUGUGGAGAUGCCCAUCCUGAAGGAUGUUGCUACAGUGGCAUUUUGUGAUGCUCAGUCAACUCAGGAAAUCCAUGAGAAGGUGCUGAACGAGGCCGUGGGAGCACUGAUGUACCACACCAUUACCCUCUCCCGUCAGGAUCUGGAGAAGUUCAAAGCCCUCAGGGUCAUUGUGCGCAUUGGCAGUGGCUAUGACAACGUGGACAUCAAGUCUGCUGCAGAGUUAGGCAUUGCAGUUUGCAACAUCCCUUCCUCCUCAGUAGAGGAGACUGCUGACUCCACCCUCUGCCACAUCCUGAACCUCUAUCGCCGUGUGACUUGGCUGCAUCAGGCUCUGCGGGAAGGGAAUCGAGCCUCGAGCGUCGAGCAGAUCCGAGAGGUGGCUGGGGGCGCUGUGCGUAUCCGUGGGGAGACUUUGGGCAUCAUUGGGCUAGGCCGAGUUGGACAGGCAGUGGCUCUGCGAGCCAAGUCCUUUGGCUUCAGCGUGAUUUUCUAUGAUCCCUAUCUGCCGGAUGGAGUGGAGCGAUCCUUGGGUUUACAACGAGUAGGAACCCUGCAGGAUCUACUAAUGCACAGCGAUUGCAUCACAUUGCACUGCAGCCUGAAUGAACAUAACCAUCACCUCAUCAAUGACUUCACUAUUAAACAGAUGCGCCAGGGCUGUUUCCUAGUGAACACAGCCCGGGGAGGGCUGGUAGAUGAGAAAGCCUUAGCACAAGCCUUGAAAGAGGGGAGAAUCAGAGGAACAGCAUUGGAUGUGCAUGAGUCUGAGCCUUUCAGUUUUGCUCAGGGACCCUUAAAAGAUGCACCCAAUGUUAUCUGCACCCCUCACACUGCCUGGUACAGUGAACAGGCUUCCAUUGAAUCCAGAGAAGAUGCAGCUAAAGAGAUCCGCAGAGCUAUUACAGGUCACAUACCCGAUGCUUUGAGGAACUGUGUUAAUAAGGAGUACUUGCUGUUAGCAGCUCAGUGGUCCAGUAUUGAUCCUGCAGCUGUCCACCCAGAACUCAACGGAGCUGCAGCUUACAGGUUUCCUCCAGGAGUAGUGGGAGUAGCUACCCCUGGACUCCCAGAACCACCAGUAGUGGAAGGGAUUGUAGCUCAUGGGAUCCCUCCUGUUUCUCACUCUGCACCACGUACCCCUUCCCCAGGAGAGACGAGCAAAGUGGAUCCAGACAGAGAGAUUCCUG
Molecule: messenger RNA, 1279 nt
Organism: Acanthisitta chloris (rifleman)
Lineage: Eukaryota; Metazoa; Chordata; Aves; Passeriformes; Acanthisittidae
Product: C-terminal-binding protein 2
Exons: 8
Molecular function (GO): NAD binding; transcription corepressor activity; oxidoreductase activity, acting on the CH-OH group of donors, NAD or NADP as acceptor
Source: RefSeq, a predicted model, not a curated record